This is a messenger RNA of Vigna unguiculata (cowpea), 1581 nucleotides long. RefSeq lists its product as uncharacterized. The record is from RefSeq and is a predicted model, not a curated record. Lineage: Eukaryota; Viridiplantae; Streptophyta; Magnoliopsida; Fabales; Fabaceae.
AUGUGUUGCUCUAGUGGGAAAGUCUUACUUCCACGUGUUCCUCCUCCACAUGAGCUUCUUCAAAUAUUUUCAGAUCAAACAUCUGAAAGUAGACAUUUUAGACAACAUAUAAGAAGUUACAAUCAUGUCUUCUCAUUCACUUCUCUUGGUGUUCAUAUGGAUGAAACUAUAGUAGCAAAUGGUCGUGAAAUAUAUAGUUUUCGUGCUCAAGGUGCAAUCUAUCAUAGGAUAGGAGGAUUUUAUCCAAAUGAUGGGUCCAGACCCCGGUUUUUGCAGUUGUACAUUUAUGACACUGAACAUGAAUUACAAAAUAGAAUGUUGGAAAACCCUCAACUUCAUCAAACUAUUGUUCAUAAAUUGCAACAAAUAUUACACCGGUGCAAUCCUUUUGUGCAUGUAUUUCGACAACUUGCUCAAGAACCAAAUAUUCAGAUAUGUUCUUUACUCAUUAAAGAGCGUCCUGCGAAUCAACCACAGUAUAAUCUUCCAACUGCAUCUCAAGUAGCAACUAUUAUUGUUACUGCAGACACAGAAUCAAUGGCACGUGGCCGAGAUAUUAAAGUUGUAGGUCAUGAUGGAAAUUUAAUAAACAUACAAGAAACCGUAGGAUAUUAUGAUCCUUUACAAUAUCCUUUAUUAUUUCCAUUUGGAACAUAUGGCUGGGACACCAACACAAAAAAUCAUAAUGGCCAAAGUAUCUAUUGCCGAGAAUAUUAUAGUUUCAUGCUUCAGAUUCGUCCAAAUGAUCAGUCUGUAAUAUUACAAGCGGGACGACUUUUACAACAAUAUGUUGUAGAUAACUACGUUAAGAUUGAGACCGGAAGGUUACGAUGGAUUCGUAAUCAUCAAAACAACAUUCGUGCUGAAGUGUACCAAGGUUUGCAGGAUGCUUUGUAUGAAGGACAAACUCACGCAGAUACUGUUGGAAAGAGGACAAUAUUAACAUCGUCAUUUAUUGGUAGUCGUCGAGACUUGACACAACGAUAUCAAGAUGGUAUGGCAAUUGUUGCUCACAAUGGAAAACCUGAUAUUUUUCUUACAAUGACAUGCAAUCCAUCUUGGAGUGAAAUUUCUUCUGAACUACAAAAUCAACAAACUCCACAAGAUCGCCCUAACUUGCUCACAAGAAUCUUUCGAGCAAAAUUUGAGCAAUUGAAGGAAGAUGUUGUUAAUAAAGGAGUCCUCAGAAAAGUUAAUAGUUAUAUGUAUGUUACUGAAUUUCAAAAACGUGAGUUGCCGCAUGUACAUAUGCUAUUGAUCUUAGAUAAUAAUGAUAAGUUACGUGAUCCACAAGAUUAUGAUAGCAUUGUGAGGGCAGAAAUACCAAAUAAGGCAGAAGAACCACAGUUGCAUGAAGCUGUGUUGAAACACAUGAUACAUGGUCCUUGCGGAACUCUCAAUCCUAGAUCACCAUGUAUGAAGCGCAAUCAAUGCCAAAAGAGAUUUCCCAAGGAUUUCUUGGAAGAAACACGACAAGGUAAUGAUUCAUAUCCACAAUAUAGAAGACGUUUUGAUGAACCAAUUUCCAUAAAUAGAAAUGUGACUGUUGACAAUAGAUGGGUGGUUCCUUAUAAUCCUUAG